Notechis scutatus (mainland tiger snake) is the source of this 547-nucleotide messenger RNA. RefSeq names its product zinc finger protein RFP-like. Lineage: Eukaryota; Metazoa; Chordata; Lepidosauria; Squamata; Elapidae. Gene Ontology annotation, molecular function: zinc ion binding. The record is from RefSeq and is a predicted model, not a curated record.
GGCGAUGGCGGCCGGAGCCUCCUUGCAGGAUUUGCUGGUAGAAGCCACCUGCUCCAUUUGCCGGGACUAUUUCCAGGACCCCGUGUCCAUCCCGCAGUGCGGCCACAACUUCUGCCUGUACUGCCUGACCCGCAGUUGGGGGACGUCGGAAUCGGAGGCUUCCUGUCCCGAGUGCAGACAGACCUUCGCGCCCCGCAGCGUCCUCCUCAACCGGCAGCUGGCGCGGGUGGCUGAAGUGGCCAGGGGAUGCAGCCGCCAUCCGGAGGAGGAAGGUGGGAGCUUCUGCCCGAAGCACCGGGAGCCCCUCAAGCUCUUUUGUAAGGACCACGAGACCCUCAUCUGCUUGGUCUGCGACCGAUCCAAAGAGCACGAGGGCCACUCGGUGAUCCCUGCGGAGGAGGCUUUCCAGGAAUACCAGAUCAAGGUGGAGGAUUGUCUGAAGGCUCAGAAGGAGCAGAAAGAAAAAAUAGCUACUUACAAAAGAGACACAGAGCAAACAGUGCAGGAGAUGCUUGUAAGUAUUGAUCCAAUGCUGAGGAGCUUCUGA